UGUCUUUGAACAUGCGUAGUGCACGCGCACACAGUGUUUGCAGUGUACUCGAGAGUUGCAGAGUCAUGUUGAUGCAUAAAUUCCUCCCCACCGGCACCGCCGCAGCCUUUUGGAAGCCUGCCCGCCGCGACGCAGAGCAGCAGCGACACUCGCGGCUCCGCACAUUCACACUUUUAAUGUGAAGAGUGGCAGAUCUGCUGGUUUCCGGACAGGACAAAAGAAAGCGUCCACCAGUGAGACCUGUGUUGUUCUCUUGUGAUAUACAGUGUAACGGCGGCUAAAGUGUUGCUUUAGCUGCAAGGAAGUGAAACCUUGGAGUGUGUGACGCCCACACCCACACAUGCAUACACGAGGGAUAAACAUCACAACAGACGGGAUUAAAGAAAUCCCUGCCAGGAUACAUCCGAUUUGUGCAGUUACACACACUUUUUGCCAACCACUUCCCCUUUUUCUCCCGUGGAACGCUAAAUUGCAGAGCGCUUCCUGAAAUAUCCGAAUGAUUCACUUUUAAAGCCCUGAAACCUGUCAAAUCUGAACCUAUAGCGAUUUAAUGAUCAUGGUUUGACUUGUGCUUUGGGAUCUGUGUGAUCUUGAUUCAAAGGCUCAGUCAGUCAUGUUGGAGCCUGGAUCUGUGGAUGAGGGAGUAUUAUGUGGUUCUCUAUCAGUCUGCGAGCUUGUUUACCCGCCGUAUUUGUGCAGAGAAACAUUUGAGCUGAAUGUAUUUUAUGUGGCAACUGGCUUUUUCACUGGACUACUUGAUCUGCCCGCUGGCUGUGGCCGGGGCCACCAAUGGAUGGUACCAUUACGCUGUUCACAUCCCUAAUUUCUUGGGACGUGUCAACUUACUGAAUAGACUUGUGUUAAAUUUGAGGCCAAAUGGAGGAACUAAGGGCAUCUACUCACCGGCGCCUUUGGAAUAACCAAAGGAAUUUCCUCUGUUGAAAGUCUGACCCCGAUGGGAUAAGAGCUUAAAACGCUGAACUGUACAAGACUGUAAGACUGAGCAACCCCAAAAACGAUCUGGAAUACCGCUCUCACAGAAUGCAUUGCCCCACGAGGAAGAAACGUCCCACGCGCGACUCCGAUUUCUCGGCCAUCGCCGUUCCCUCGAUGCACGGGUCCGGGUAUCUCGACUACACGGUGGAGACCCACGCGUCCAGAUCCCUCGAGGCCAUGGAGGAAUUCAGACGGCACGAGAUGUUGUGUGACCUCGUGCUUCAUGUCACAUACAAGGAAAAAACGGUGGACUUCAAGGUGCACAAGGUGGUGCUGGCCUCCUGUAGCCCCUACUUCAGAGCCAUGUUCACCAGCAGCUUCAAAGAGUGUCGCGCCUCAGAGGUCACUCUGCGCGAUGUUUGCCCCCAGGUGGUGGGAAGACUUAUUGACUUUGCCUACACCUCCCACAUCACAGUGGGAGAGAAGUGUGUGUUGCACAUUCUUCUGGCCGCUAUGAGGUAUCAGAUGGAGGACGUGGCCAAGGCGUGCUGCGAUUUCCUCACGAAGCACCUGGAGCCUGCUAACGUCAUCGGCAUCGCCCGCUUUGCUGAGGAGAUCUGCUGCACGGAGCUGCACCAGCGGAGUCGAGAGUACAUCAAUACACACUUCAGUGAGGUGACUAAAGAAGACGAGUUCUUCAGCCUCUCUCACUGCCAGCUGCUGGAGCUCAUCAGUCAGGACAGUCUCAAGGUGCUCUGUGAGUCUGAGGUGUACAAGGCCUGCACGGACUGGGUCCGCUGGGAUAUGGAAGGGAGAGCUCAGUACCUGCAUGCCCUCCUGAACGCGGUUCAUAUCUACGCCCUGCCUCCUAAGUUCCUAAAGAACCAGCUGCUGUCCUGCCCCAUCCUCAGCAAGGCCAAUUCCUGUAAGGACUUCCUGUCUAAAAUCUUCCAGGAUAUGACAUUGAGGAAGCUGCCUCCUGCACCUAAUCGUGGAACUCAACUCAUCUAUGUGGCCGGCGGAUACCGGCAGCAUUCACUGGCCUCCAUGGAGGCUUAUGAUCCCCGGGGGAACGUGUGGCUAAAACUGGCUGACAUGGGGUCUGCAUGCAGUGGUCUGGGGGCCUGUGCGCUGUUUGGACUGCUGUACACUGUCGGAGGCAGGAACCUGUCUCUUCAAAACAACACGGAGUCCAGCGCCCUGUACUGCUACAACCCGAUGACCAACCAGUGGAGCCAGCGAGCCUCCCUCAGCAUCCCCAGGAACCGGGUUGGGGUGGGCGUGGUAGACGGCUGCAUCUAUGCUGUCGGAGGCUCCCAGGGCUCCACGCACCACAACACGGUGGAGAGGUGGGAUCCAGAGUCUAAUCGCUGGUCCUUCGUUUGCCCGAUGUUGGUGGCUCGUCUGGGUGCUGGAGUGGCGGCGUGCGGGGGGGUUCUGUAUGUGGUGGGGGGAUAUGACGGGCAGAACCGGUGGGACACUGCUGAGAAAUACCAGCCUGACACUAACACCUGGCACCAGCUGGCACCCAUGAACACUAUACGCAGUGGACUGGGAUUGGUGUGUGUGAACUCUCACCUGUACGCAAUAGGAGGGUAUGAUGGGCGGAGCCAGCUGUGUUCUGUGGAGCGUUACAAUAUAGCCAGGAACCAAUGGGAGCCCAGGGCCUCCAUGCAGUACUGCCGCAGUGCACACGGAGUCACAGUCCACCAGGGAUGCAUCUUUGUCCUCGGAGGCUUUAACCAGAACGGCUUCCUGUCCAGUGUUGAGUGUUAUUGUCCAGAAAGAAAUGAAUGGAUGUGCGUCACCGACAUGCCCGUUGGACGCAGCGGCAUGGGCGUCGCUGUUACCAUGGAGCCGUGUCCCGGCAGCCUGCCAGAACAAGAGGAGGACGAGGACGGAAUCACAUGAGGAUGAGAGCCACGUGAGGAUGAUGAGGACGAAAUCUGUUUGAAGUCUCAAGUGUUGAAUGCAGUUCUAAGUGGUGCUGCUUGCUUUCCAAGACAGGGUGAAGUGCAUUCAAUAAAAAAAAACGCAUUCCAAUAUGAAAACUCCUCGUACAUCCCCGCUCUCACGGAUCUCACUUGUAAUCGCCCUGUGGAGUACUGCAGGUAUAGUUUGUACAGAAACGAGGAAGAGGAAGAAAUGCAUCUACACAAGUGACCUCACUAUGAACAAGGUGCUACAGAUGUAAUCUCAAAUAAUGGUAUUUAAUUAACAAUUGUUACCCCUCUGCUGUUUUUAAUCUCUUAGUGUUACACUUUAUUUGUAAAUGUAAGUGAAUGGCCUUCAGUGUCCUGAUCUCUAAUUCCUCACUCUGUGUUGCAUCUCUACCUCUGUCUUUUCUUUAUUUUGUGCCAAAAUAGUUCCACACAAAUCUACCUGUGUGUGUGUGUGUGUGUGUGUGUGUGUGUGUUGUGUUUCUGAAAAUAGAGUGAAUCAAAUGUGUAUUUCUGCACAUUAUGUUCAUCGUUGUAAUUCCCAUUUUCUCGUGAUGUGAGUAAAGACUAAUGUGUUUUUACUGA
Messenger RNA from Cottoperca gobio, 3461 nucleotides. It is a transcript of the gene keap1a, whose product is annotated as kelch-like ECH-associated protein 1a. The transcript has 13 exons. Gene Ontology annotation, molecular function: protein binding. The coding region runs from base 1042 to 2847 and encodes 601 amino acids. NCBI's taxonomy places the organism in Eukaryota, Metazoa, Chordata, Actinopteri, Perciformes, Bovichtidae. The record is from RefSeq and is a predicted model, not a curated record.